Messenger RNA from Jatropha curcas, 2753 nucleotides. RefSeq names its product calcium-dependent protein kinase 20 (gene CPK20). Gene Ontology annotation, molecular function: ATP binding; calcium ion binding; protein kinase activity. The record is from RefSeq and is a predicted model, not a curated record. NCBI's taxonomy places the organism in Eukaryota, Viridiplantae, Streptophyta, Magnoliopsida, Malpighiales, Euphorbiaceae. Gene Ontology annotation, biological process: protein phosphorylation.
AUAAUAUGAGCCUCUCUCUCUCUUUCUUCCUUCUUUGAUCAGGUAUACAGAAAUGGCGUCUCCAUUUUUGAACGAGAAAAUUCCAAUGCUUUUCAUCUAUCUAACUCACCUUCUCUUUCACGAUAAGUCAUUUCGCUUUACUUUCUUUCUCUUUUCUUCAACCAAUAAUUAAUUCAAAAUUUAUAAGUUUUUAUAUUAUUUCUCUUUCUAAAUUGAUGAUUAUUCCAUUUACAGGCUACUUUUGAUUAUUGAUUUCUUUGUGUAAAGCGAGAUUUCUGUAAAUUUAUCAGAUUGGAUUUCAAUUCUUUGUAUGUUUAUAGAUAUUCGUUUUGAAAAUCCAGAUUCAUCACAGAUUAUCGUUGUUAUAUGCCAAUCUCUGAUUCUUUUUUCUUUUUAAUUUUGAUCAUCAUUGAGCAAUUUUUCAUUGAUUUAGAAAGUGCAUUUAACGGAAAAGAGGAGCAAUUAAGGUUUCCAAACAAUUUUUGUUGUUGUUUGGGACCAAAUUGCCAAUUUUUUUUGUUUCCAUUAAUGGGAUCAAUAGAGACCAAUUUGGAUAAUUUGGAGUAACGGAAGCUAAUAAGGACUUGAAUUUGGGCUUGUUUUUGAUGGGGAAUACAUGUGUAGGACCAAAUCUUGGCAGUAAUGGAUUCAUACAAUCAGUUUCUGCAGCUGUUUUUCGCACCCGGCCACCAGAAGAUAGGUUACCACCUCCUAAAGAAGAAGAUAGCAGCAAAGGUGGAGAAUCAAAAGAUUCUGGAAGUUCUAAGGGUGGAUCAAAUUCAAAUCACGAUGCAAUUCAAAAUACCCCACCUGAAACGGUUAAGAUUACUAAUGAGACACCACCUAAAGUGAUAGACCACGAAAAAUCAAUGAAGCCAGACAUGAGGGAUGUGGCAAUCAAUAAUAAUAAGCCAGAGGAGGAACCAAAACAUAAGAAACCCAGUAAUUUUAAGAGAGUUUCAAGUGCUGGGCUUCAAGCGGAUUCUGUUUUAGGGAGAAAAACUGGAAAUUUGAAGGAGAUUUAUAGUUUGGGGAGAAAGCUUGGACAAGGUCAAUUUGGGACAACAUUUCUUUGUAUUGAGAAGGCUACCGGUAAUGAAUAUGCUUGCAAAUCUAUUGCAAAGAGGAAGUUGACUUCAAAAGAGGAUGUGGACGAUGUUAGGAGAGAGAUUCAGAUAAUGCAUCAUUUGGAAGGUCACCCAAAUGUUAUAAAAAUUUUGGAUGCCUAUGAGGAUGCUGUUGCAGUUCAUGUUGUUAUGGAACUUUGUGCGGGUGGAGAACUUUUUGAUAGAAUUAUUCAGAGAGGGCAUUAUACUGAGAGGAAAGCUGCUGAGCUAGCAAGGUUAAUAGUUGGUGUUGUGGAAGCAUGUCAUUCUUUAGGUGUUAUGCACAGGGACUUGAAGCCUGAGAAUUUUCUAUUUGUUAGUCAGAAAGAGGAAGCACCACUUAAAACAAUAGAUUUUGGGCUCUCGGUGUUUUUCAGACCAGGUGAAACAUUUACCGAUGUUGUUGGGAGCCCUUAUUAUGUAGCCCCAGAAGUAUUGCGGAAACAUUAUGGUCCAGAAUGUGAUGUUUGGAGUGCUGGUGUCAUCAUUUAUAUUUUAUUAAGUGGUGUGCCCCCAUUCUGGGAUGAAACGGAACAAGGAAUAUUUGAACAGGUUUUAAAAGGUGAACUAGAUUUCAUAUCAGAACCAUGGCCUAAUAUAUCUGAAAGUGCAAAAGAUCUUGUCAGAAGAAUGCUUGUGAGGGAUCCUAAAAAACGAUUGACGGCCCAUGAAGUUCUCUGCCACCCUUGGGUUCAGGUGGAAGGUGUUGCCCCAGAUAAACCUCUUGAUUCCGCUGUUCUAAGUCGCUUGAAGCAAUUCUCAGCCAUGGCCAAGCUCAAGCGAAUUGCCAUCCGAAUCAUUGCUGAAAGCCUGUCUGAAGAGGAAAUUGCUGGCUUAAGAGAAAUGUUCAAGAUGAUAGAUGCAGAUAAUAGUGGACAGAUUACUCUAGAGGAACUAAAGAUUGGUUUGGAAAAAGUGGGAGCUAGUCUCAAGGACAAUGAAAUUCUUGGGCUGAUGCAAGCAGCAGAUAUUGACAACAGUGGGGCCAUAGACUAUGGUGAAUUUAUAGCAGCAAUGCUUCAUCUAAACAAGAUUGAGAAGGAGGAUCAUCUAUAUGCAGCCUUUUCAUACUUUGAUAAAGAUGGGAGUGGGUACAUCACUCAAGAUGAGCUACAACAGGCCUGUGAUCAAUUCGGCUUAGGUCAUAUUCGCCUGGAAGAUAUAAUACGUGAAGUUGAUCAGGAUAAUGAUGGACGAAUUGAUUAUAGUGAAUUUGUGGCUAUGAUGCAAGAUACUGGUUGGAAAGAACGGAUAACAAAAUAACAUAAAUUAUAGAAUUAAGAAGCCUUCAAGCAUUUGUACCUGACCUGGUAUGCCAACAGCAAAAAGAGUCGGUAGUUAAUAUUGUAAUUCCUAACUAGCAUUUGCUGUUAUAUGUUAACAGAUUUGAAGUGCAUACCAUUGUAAAGAUCAGGCAUGCUUCAAAGUGUGGGUGAGCCCAUGAGAGUGAGUGUCCUAUUCAUUUUAGUUUUUCUAUUCCUUGUAUUUAUCUUUCAGUUUUCUGUUAAGUAUAUCAAGUCGGAUUAGAAUGCAGAUCUCUAAGUUGAAAGCAUCAUCAUUCAUGAUUACCCCUUUUUCUUUGUUCAAACAAUUGACAAUAUAUUUCUGUUGCUUUGUUUUUUAUUGCGAUACAAAUAUCUGAAAUUA